UGUUAUGAAUUUUGUUUGCUAUUUGAAGUUGGAAGUUUAAUAAUAUUCGAUGCAUGUUUUAAUUUUUCUAUGAACUACAUUAUAAAGUUGAUUUUAAAUUUCAUGAUACUUGCAAUUUGCCACUAUUACAUAAGUUCCUUUAUUUUCCCAGUAGUUGCCUGAAGUUUGGCUAAAGCAAAGCACCUUUCAACAUUUUUAAUUUCUGCUACAAUUAUUACCCUAAGUGUUGAAUGUUGAUCAUGGCGAAAAAACAAUCUUAUUCAAUGAAGACAGAGAAAGUUAGAAAAGCCGUGGCGUAAAGAAUAAAAACAUGUUAAUAAUUAAAUUUCAAUGUUUGAAUUGUUAUUGUGACACGGAAAUAGUUUUGGUUACGAGUAACUUUAAGAUGUGGUAUGCCGCAUUAUUGAGGUUCAUACGAAGAAGAUUAGUAUUGGGCAUUAUAUUUGCAUCUUCGUUGACAUACUGUAUCGUUAGUUUAUUGAAAGAGGGUCACAGCAGAAAUAUGGUUUACCAAGAUAUAUCCAUUGAGAGGAAACCAUUUGUGUGGAGAACACUGCAAGAGCAUAAUGAGACCAAUGACAGUAUGUGUAGGAAUUCUGUCCAGGGAAAAUCUUUACUUGUGGAUGAUCAAGGUUAUGUAUGCGAAAGGGCGGAUAUGGCUAAAAAUGGAUGUUGUACUAUAGAUGCGGAACAUACACAGAGAUAUAGUUGCCUGUCUUGCCAUGAGAAUAGUUGCUGUGUCAUUUACGAGUACUGUGUUUCUUGCUGUUUGGACCCUAGCAAGAGAAGUAUGUUAGAAGUUGUGCUAUCAAAACUUUCUGCAGAAGAAAAUGUACUGUUUCACACAAUAACUGACGAUUAUGAACUAUGCCUGACCAAAUGCAGGACUAGUUCACAUAGUGUUUUACAUGAGAACUCUUACAAAGACCCAUCACUGAAGCACUGCUUUGGUGAGCGACAGUCUGAAACAAAACCUGACUAGCAGUUAAUUUUUAUAAACAAAAUUAAAUACAAAUUAUGACAUUUAAUUACAAACUGGUAAAGACUAUUAUAAUAGUGUGACAAUGAGAUGUUAUUACCUCCAUAGUGUUGCACUAAAACGGUUCAACAGUGACUGGUUUAACUUGGAACUUGUGCCUGGGGUGAUGAUUUUAUUUAUCAAAGUACUCUUGUGUAGCAUGAGAUAAAUAUAUUGCUAAGUUAAAAGUUGUCUAUUAGUUCUAAGUUUUUUGUAAUGUAGCCAAAUAAAUAGAGUUUUGAAUGCGAGAUGUACAGUGAGUGGAUAUAACCUCUAGAGAUUUGUUAUUAUGUAUAGACGUAACAUUUUUCGUUAUAUUGAAAAUAUGAACAUGCGUUGUUUGCGCCAACAAAGUUAAGUAGUUUAGAGUGGUUUGGAAGUUGCGAUGGCAUACAGAGGGUUGCGUUGAUGACUGGAUGGGUUCUACUUUAAAGACCUCCACUGUCAGUUCCAUUCAAUAUCACCAUCACUUGAUAAUCAUUGUUGAGAGCUUUGGUGCCCGCCAUCCCGCAUUUGACCAUCCUAGUGGGUCUAAGCUCCCCAUCUCAUAUCACAUAUCACCAUUGCCCCACGCGUGAGACAUUAAAUAAUGAGAUACUCGUACAAACCUUGUAAUGAACUUUAAGAGUUAUAGAUACUCAUAGAAAUCUUAAUAUUAAGACGCUAGAAAUGCACUUUAGCACUUUAAUUACUAACUGAAUAAUUGUCGCCAAACAACGACGGCUCCCAGUGGCCGUAACACUAAAAGUUCGAAGUGGAAAUUUACUACACGCUGGGAGUCAUACAUUUCUGUUUUUCACAACGGCAUACACUAGUUCGUUUAAAGCGUAAGGGGCAAUGAAGUUUAAAAAAUACUUUUACCAAUUAUUUUAUAAUUUGAUAUGCGUGUAUUUAUUGAGAUGUACAGCACCUCUAACUUUUCUAAGAGAUGUACAUCUUAAAUUUAAAUAACAAAAUCUUCAACGGUGAAGGUAAAUAUCAUGAGAAAACCUGCAUGCCUGAGAAUUCUCCAUAAUUUUCUCAAAGCCGUGUGGCUGAUAAUAGGCAUAUAUAUGAAGAAUGAAGAUGGGUUCUGAGCAAAGAGCGCGGAGACAAAUUUAGUACAAAACGCUUCUAGUGUCUAGUAGUAUUAAGAUUUCUCCUUUCGUCGGCUGUCGUCGUUUCGUGCGUUUACCGGUGCGGGGUUACCAUUCCAACACCUUAGGACCCCAACGUCGUUGGUUAUCCGAGCUAUAUGUCCCGACGUUGCCGCUUCAGAUUCGCGACUCGUUGAGCUAUAUCCAUGACUUUAGUUCUUCUACAGAUCUCCUCAUUUCUGAUUUGAUCAAGUAGAGUCUAAAGUCAACGGUAAUAAUGUAUACCAAAGCAAACAUUAUAUUUAGGCUAAGUACCUACUGAAAUUUCUCUUAUGAGAUGCUAUCGUUGGAUAAUAUGAUGUUAUUAAAUGUAACUUUAGUUUUUUUUUUAUCAUACACAACGAAUGAUAAUUUCUUACAAAGUUGAUGAUGAGUAAUCUUAAAACUAAGUUGGACAGGCGCAAAGUGUUACCUUGUUGUAAUUGUGUUGAAGUUCAUGAUAGGUACAUGAGUGAGCAAGCAGUGGCGUGCAUAGAGUGUAUGCACAGGGUAUGCAGAUGAUAUAAAAUAAAGAAAAUCUCCUUUACGAGUUAUAAAUACUUAACGGUAGGCUUUUUAUAACUCUUACAAUGCCUAUCCUUAAGUUUUUUAUAACUCUUACUAGAGAUGUUUUUCAUUUUAUAUCAUAUGCAUACGCUCUGUGCACAAGGUGGGAUUUGUUUUGUGUAAUUUUACGAAUAGCGCGCGCUAUUACAGAAUAGAUUUAUAAAAGGCGGCUAUCUCAUUCGCAAAUACCUAUUCUGCGAAGUGUUGCUUUGUUUAAAGACGAUGGGUAUCCAGUUUCAAGUGGACCGUAAGAUUGGUCCGUUAUUUAAGGCAAAAGUAUUAAUGUAAAAAAAUGUGGACUUCAUAUUUGCCGUGUGAUAAGGCUGCCUUUGUUACGCGGCGUCGUCCCGUACCGCUAAUACUGGGUAGCACGUGUUAUUCGGUAACUAACCACGACUGCACGGCUAACAUAGCCACAGGCAGGAGAUAAAAAUUAUAUCCCGAGAUUAUAUCCCCUGAAAGGGUAUUUAAUUAACGUGCCCGCCUGCUAAAACGCGGGAAAAUGGAAUAGGAGAAGUUUACCCCCGUUUAUUAUUACCCCCACUGAUUACACUUUUGUUAGUUGGAUAUUAUUUCCAGAUAAAACAAUGUCUCCUGCCCAUGCUAGCUGUGCUGAAGCCUCCCAUUAUAUCAUUAGAGCUAACGUGUGCGCCGCGAGAUAAUUAUCUCUACCCCGUUACACGUAUUUUUGGUUUAGAGAUAGACGAGAUGUGUAGACAUAGAUUUAACACACAUGCUAGACCCUACCUAAUAAAAACACUUCGCCAGAGUGGUCGAAUUACAUGAAAUGUAUAUCAUGAACUUCAUCAAAGCAAAGCGCACUUCUAUUCAAUUAAUACGAAUUCUUGUUAAAUGUAUAACUUGUUGAAAAUUGCGCCUUAGAUACAAAGUCUGUUAAUGUGUUACUUAAAUGCUAAUAAUAUUAAUGUUAUUUAUUGAAACGGAUAAGGAAAUAAAAUAUUUUUGUACUACA
This is a messenger RNA of Pararge aegeria (speckled wood butterfly), 3673 nucleotides long. Its product is annotated as SREBP regulating gene protein. The transcript is spliced from 4 exons. Lineage: Eukaryota; Metazoa; Arthropoda; Insecta; Lepidoptera; Nymphalidae. Bases 311 to 982 code for a protein of 223 amino acids. Gene Ontology annotation, biological process: positive regulation of SREBP signaling pathway. The record is from RefSeq and is a predicted model, not a curated record.